Messenger RNA from Epinephelus lanceolatus (giant grouper), 965 nucleotides. Its product is annotated as trypsin-3-like. Gene Ontology annotation, biological process: proteolysis. Lineage: Eukaryota; Metazoa; Chordata; Actinopteri; Perciformes; Serranidae. The record is from RefSeq and is a predicted model, not a curated record. Gene Ontology annotation, molecular function: serine-type endopeptidase activity.
AUAAAGAGUUACAUUGUGAACUGUUCUGUAUAUUCAGAGGAGAGUCACCAUGAAGGCCCUGAUAUUCCUGGCUUUGCUCGGAGCUGCAUUUGCUGCAGCUGAUGAUAGGGUUGUUGGCGGGUAUGAGUGUCCCAGACACUCUGUUCCCUACCAGGUGUCUCUGAACGCUGGAUAUCACUUCUGCGGUGGAUCCCUCAUCUCCAGCCAGUGGGUGGUGUCUGCUGCUCACUGCUACAAGUCUCGUAUCCAGGUCCGCCUCGGCGAGCACAACAUCGCAGUGAAUGAGGGCACCGAGCAGUGGAUCGAUGCUGCCAAGAUGAUCAAGCACCCACAGUAUAACAGCUACAACCUGGAUAACGACAUCAUGCUGAUCAAACUGAGCCGCCCCGCCAGCCUCAACAACUAUGUCCAGACUGUGGCCCUGCCCUCUCGCUGCCCCCAGCCCGAUGAGAACUGCCUGGUGUCCGGGUGGGGCAACACCUCCGCCAAUGGAGACAACUUUCCAGACAGGCUGCAGUGUCUGAGGCAGCCCAUCAUCGAUGACAGGAUCUGCAGGAACGCCUACUCCCACCUCUUCACAGAGAACAUGGUUUGCUCCGGAUUCAUGCACGGAGGUGCCAGCAGCUGCCAAGGAGACUCUGGUGGUCCUCUGGUGUGCAACGGUCAGCUGCAGGGAGUCGUGUCCUGGGGUUAUGACUGCGCCAUGAAGGGACACCCCAGCGUCUACGCCCGUGUGUGCCGCUUCAACAGCUGGAUCAGCACCACCAUGCGCAACAACUGAACACACACAGACGCCCAUACAUCCACGUGCAAACUGACCUUUCAACAACACACUCAGCGUUCAUAUUCAGUUUAUUUGAAACGCCCUCUGUAUUAUUGUUUCAUUCAUAUACAUCUCAUGAAUAACAUGUUUUGGCAUGAUAAUCUGGAGAAGUGGAUGAAUUAAUAAAAAAUAUACAUCAGCA